AAAAUUCCACCUGCGGUCACACUAAAGUUACUAGCGUUAUUGCCAUAACUGACAAGAAAAAAAGUAAAUAAAAAUAAAAAACUAAUAACAUUCCGCAAAACGCCAAAAGAUGUUCAUUGUGGCAAUAACUGGUGGCAUUGCUACGGGCAAAAGUACUGUGAGCAAGGUCUUUGAACGCCAUGGCAUCCCAAUCAUCGAUGCCGACAAAAUUGCUCGAGAGAUUGUGGAACCAGGUCAACCUUGUUGGCAAAAGAUUCGAUCAGCUUUUGGCGAAGAAGUGCUCUUGCCCAGCAAGGAAAUCAAUCGAGCUGUUUUGGGGCGUUUAAUCUUUGAAAACAAGGAGCUGCGUGGAAAGCUUAAUCAAAUCACACAUCCUACAAUACAUCGCACUAUAUUUUGGCGUGUCUUCAAACAUUUCAUGUCUGGCCGCGCCUACAUAGUGCUCGACUUGCCACUGUUAUUUGAAACUGGUAUCUUAAUGGAUUUCAUACACAAAAUUGUCACGGUGUCCUGUGACUCGGAUAAACAACUAGAGCGACUGUUGGCACGUAAUGAACUUUCGGAGCCCGAAGCACGUAAUCGCAUCGACUCGCAAAUGCCGUUAGAGCAAAAAUGCGAAAAGUCACAUUUUGUGGUCGACAAUAAUGGUAGCAUCGAUGACACUGAAAAGGCAGCGAUGCUCAUUUUUAAUAUGAUGCAGGAAAGCAAUAAGCAUUGGUAUAAUCGUGCCUUUAUCCUGGGCUCCAUUCUCAUUGUAUGCUUCGCCAUCUACUUUGUGUGCAAAACCUUUGAAUUGUGGCCCAUGUCCAAGGUGCUUUAAGGCGUUCCUUGCUAGCCUUUGUCUCUGUGCGUGUCAUUAACGUGUCUUAUUUAUUUAACUUUUGUAUUUUAUGUUUAUGAAUUCCAUACCAAAUAUGUUUUUACGCACACCUGCAACAAUUUAGCCAAUAAAUUAUACAAUUGCAAAAGGG
Molecule: messenger RNA, 971 nt
Organism: Drosophila albomicans
Lineage: Eukaryota; Metazoa; Arthropoda; Insecta; Diptera; Drosophilidae
Gene: Dpck
Product: dephospho-CoA kinase
Exons: 3
Coding region: 110-820 (236 amino acids)
Biological process (GO): coenzyme A biosynthetic process
Molecular function (GO): dephospho-CoA kinase activity; ATP binding
Source: RefSeq, a predicted model, not a curated record